Messenger RNA from Gongylonema pulchrum, 689 nucleotides. NCBI's taxonomy places the organism in Eukaryota, Metazoa, Nematoda, Chromadorea, Rhabditida, Gongylonematidae. The record is from the annotation of a GenBank genome assembly.
AUGUGCUGUGUAAUCGAAUUUUCAAAAUUUAGAUACCAGCCUGGCAAUAAACUCUACGCUGGGAUCGGUGGAGUCGGUGGACCUGCAAGCUUUGGCGGAGUGAAUGGUUUUGGUGGAGUAGUGGGGCGAGGUCCAGCCGAUUUUAAUACAGCGCUUCUUGGUGGCUAUCGCGGUAAUCCUGGUAUCAAACUCCGAGUCAACCAACGCGGAUUCCAAUAUGCUAGCGCUCUGGCAGCGCAAGUUCUUGAUCGUGAAAUUGUGCGUGCCCGAAUACCGGAUAUACAUCAGGAAAUCAAGGAGGUAUGUGGUCAAGUAACAAUCUGCAACAUUCAUGUCUCGAAUUAUCGUCCGCCGUGCCGUCUGCAAAUAUAUCCUUCACCACCGAACCUUAUUGUUCUCCGUGUGGAAGAUUUCGAUGUCGGGGUGACAGGCAAUCUAGACGGCAUUGCGAAUAUCAUUCUCCCGAUCAAGCUAUUCGGCAUCGUGCACGCCAACUUCUAUCACGUGUCAGCGACGAUAACGCUGGCUCUGGAGCGAUCACCGUAUGGGACUCCGUACGUAAUCGUGUGUGGAUGCGACAUCCACAUCCCGUACGCUGACGUGUGCAUUCAGUGUGGCGGUCUCGUCGGCGAUCUAGCCAACAUGUUCAUGCGGGUAAUGACAAAUGCAUCCAUCCAAGAUUCUUAAAC